Molecule: messenger RNA, 1332 nt
Organism: Gossypium arboreum
Lineage: Eukaryota; Viridiplantae; Streptophyta; Magnoliopsida; Malvales; Malvaceae
Exons: 4
Coding region: 1-1332 (443 amino acids)
Source: RefSeq, a predicted model, not a curated record
AUGGUCGAGGAUAAUUCAUCCGUUCGUGCAUGGUCGGAGAGGCUACAAUCAGAGAGAGGGGAUAGCUUGGCAGAAGGGUAUAUAUCGGAGUUGCAGGAUUUCAUUCGUGUCAAUGUAGUACAGAAUGAGUUGCAAGAGUUGAGAGACAUUUGGGCUAGUUGGGAUGAAGGGAUCAAGCGAGAAGUGGAUUUAGUACCUACCAUAGAGGAAUACACUACUCUGCUCAGGUGUCCAAAAAUUCAGGUCCGAAAGACUUAUGCCCAGGUUUUUAAUAGUCAGGCUUUCGUGAAGAAAUUGAUGAGUAUUUCAGGGAUGAGCGAGCCUUGGGUCACUGCUCGGAUUCAACAAAAAGGAGAUAGUAAAUGUAUUCUUUGGGAGAAUUUGCGAGAUUUGAUCUUGACGCAUCCAGAUGAAAGAAAGAGGAACGACAUCUUCGCCUUAAGCAUCUACGGAUUGGUAAUUUUUCCUAAGGCUUUGAGGCACGUAGACGAGGCAGUCAUUGACUUAUUCGAUUGCCUUGAGAAGGGAAUCACAUCGGUACCGACGAUAUUGGCUGAGACAUUCAGAUCUUUGAGCUCAUGCCGGAAGACAGGCGAGGGGCGGUUUAUUGGAUGUGAACAAUUACUGAUAGUAGCUAUACAAAGGAGAGAGAAUAUCUCGGAGGAGAAGUGGAUAGACAUUAUUCAGAACCUCAAGGAGGGGGAUAUCGAGUGGAGAGCUUAUUGGAUAGUUUCUGAUGAUAUCAUGUACCAAUGUGGUAACUUUGAUUGGGUGUCGUUGUUAGGAAUUUGGGGAGCUACCGGGUAUACUCUAUUACUUGCGCUGAGGCAAUAUAAGUUGAGGCAGUUUGUACCCACGACCUACGGACUUGCUCAGAGUGAAUUCUCUUUUAAGGGUGCUCACUAUAAGAAGAAAGUUCGGGAGCUAUCAGAUGCUUGGAAGCAAAUUUGUUGGAUAAAGAGGUUGGCCAUCGACUCCAUGGUAACGCCCGAGUAUGACGGAUGGUUUAAGAAGAGGGUUAAUGAUAAUGUUCCUAGGCUAAGCUUGGAAAGUGCUCGACCUAUGGGGGAACAAUUACAAGUCGCCCCGUCAGAAUUGGAAAUUAUAAGGGAAGAUUUUGAGAAGAAGAGUUCGAAACUUGGGAAGAAGAUCGAACAAUUGGAGGAAGAAAAGAUGCACCUAAGGUUAGACGCUGAUGUCCAGAGGUCAGAGGCUGAAAAGUGGAGAAAAUGGAAAGCUAAGGCUGAAGAAGAUCUAAACAGCUUGAAGGCAGACUACAAGAAGCUGCGCCUAUCUAUGAGGACUGCAGGUUUAGGGAAGUCUUCCGAAUAA